Molecule: messenger RNA, 845 nt
Organism: Schistosoma turkestanicum
Lineage: Eukaryota; Metazoa; Platyhelminthes; Trematoda; Strigeidida; Schistosomatidae
Source: the annotation of a GenBank genome assembly
AUAUCAUCAAAAAGUCCCAACGGUUGCUCCAUUUCUGGAAAUAAAAGCUGAAUAUGGUAUUGCAGCACCUAAAGAACCUGAACUUAAUUUCGAGUUAGAUCCCAGAUGGAAAGAGGCUUACAUUGGUUUUGAUACUAGCAAACUAGUGAAUAAUAUGUUACCAAACUCUAAAAAUUCAAACGAUCAUAAAAAUCCUGGAGCCAAAGAUACACCAGUUGAACCAGUUCGUGAAAUGCCUAUUUUUAGUACUGACAAAGAUCCAAAAAAUGAUAGUGGAUGUGUUAUAUCAUAAUGGGAAUUUCGAAAAAAAAAAUUAUCUUCAAAACUUCUCAACAGCUUUAUUUAUUGCUUUAAAAGUUUCUUUCAUAGUAUAUAUAUAUAUUGUUUUCAUACUUCUUUUAAAAGUUUGACGAUCAUUAUGUGUGCUAUUACUAACGAACAUUUUGAUGACCAUUUAAUUAGCUUUUAAUUUUUUUAUUUUUAUUGUUGAUUUAUCUAUUUCUUAUUUGAUAUGUUUAUUCAGUCAUAGUAUUUUUGUUGAAUAUAUAUAUAUAUAUAUAUAUAUAUAUAUAUAUAUAUAUAUAUUGUAUAUAAAUAAUUGGCCAAUACUCUAUUCUGUUGAAAUAUUUCUGGUCUAACAAACAACUUAUCAGUCAUUACAACAUCCUAUCAAUUUUUAUUAUUUUACAUCUUACCUUCAUUGAAUAUUAUAAUCUGUGGUAUUUGUAAAGUCUAAUUUAAUCUGAGAAAUGUUUAUGAGUAAAAAGGGCAGUGCCUAAAAGCUACUAGAUUGAUCUUUUGUAAUGAUUAAAACGCAGUUAGAGACAGAUCAUUUAUAGAAAGGU